Messenger RNA from Phycodurus eques (leafy seadragon), 1304 nucleotides. It is a transcript of the gene map6d1, whose product is annotated as MAP6 domain containing 1. Gene Ontology annotation, cellular component: Golgi-associated vesicle; cis-Golgi network; microtubule. Gene Ontology annotation, molecular function: microtubule binding; calmodulin binding. The transcript has 3 exons. The record is from RefSeq and is a predicted model, not a curated record. Gene Ontology annotation, biological process: regulation of microtubule cytoskeleton organization; cytoskeleton-dependent intracellular transport; microtubule cytoskeleton organization. Lineage: Eukaryota; Metazoa; Chordata; Actinopteri; Syngnathiformes; Syngnathidae. Bases 212 to 961 code for a protein of 249 amino acids.
GGAUAAGGGAUGGGGGUGGGGGGUACAAAUUUGGAAUUUGAGCACGUCAGAGGAGCACUUGAUCCUUGGCGUCUCAUGGACCCUCUCGGAAGCUCACAAGCGGACCGAGAAGGAGCAACACUCUCAUUUUGAAUGCGAGGCUGCUUGUUUUCUUUUCUUUUCUUUUUUUUUGUUUCCUGCACAAGUGAUAAAGAGUUGGGGAAGGGCGGCUAUGGCUUGGCCGUGCAUCAGCAGAGUAUGCUGCUUGGCUCGGUUCUGGAACCAAUUCGACAAAUCGGACCUUUCCGUACCGCUCACCAUCCAGAACUACUCGGAUAUCUCAGAGCACGAAGUGCGAUCCGUCACCAAGCAGGUGUUCUCCGCGUCCUCGGCCCCCGGACCGCGAGGUGCCGCCGGCUCCCCGACCCGAGGCUCCUUCAAGGCGCGCAGGGAGCCGAGCUACAAGCCUCGGGAGGACUACCAACCCCCGGAUGUGCCUUUCCCCAGCGUCACACAGUACAAGCAGGACUUCAAACCCUGGCCCAUUCCCAGGAAGGACCACUACCCUUGGAUAAGUAAUGGCGACAGCCCGGGGGGGAGGCUCGAGGUGAAAGAGGAGGAUUGGAGCAGCUCCUACAGACAAGAGUGCAGACCAUGGGCAAAAAGCACCAGGAAACAACUGGCAACUGAAUCACCUGAGACCAGCUACCAGGCUGCCUACAGCGGUGAAGCCCACCGGUCUAUAGGGCCGCACCAGGGGGGCAUCACCUCUGCUAGCACCAACAUACAGCCCGCCUCGGUCCGCCGGCCCGUCCUCAGCACCCCGCAAGCCGGCCCCUCCUACAACCCCCUCGUACUGCACAGCAUCCAGCAUGAGAAGACUGAGCUCAGCACAUCAACAAAGGGUCAGGAACAUCUGGAUAGGACCAAGCUGCCACCAAAUCCUUCUGCCGUCUUUCAAAGCGGAUCACGAGCCUUUUAACAUCUGACAGGAGAAUGUCUCUAGAAACCUAUGCAAGGGAACAUGUCAGGAGGGGGACCCCCCUGCAGAGCUAAGAUGAUAUCACUUGGAGACCCCUCCCCACUUUAAAGUCUGCUACAGUUGCUAUGGAAUUGAAUAUGCAUGUGAGUGACUAGCUUGUUUUGUUUUUACAGCACACGAAAAUGAAUCUGUGUGUUUCCUUGAUAUAAUGUCUAUAUGCUCUUAAUGUUGCUUCAGUUUUCGCAGGUUAAAAAAAAACCUAUUGUAAAACUAUGACUUUGUAGAUCUAUUGUUAAAAUCUAAGUACAAUGUGAAUGAAAUAAAAAGGAUUAGGUUCUUCUGA